Molecule: messenger RNA, 3113 nt
Organism: Cololabis saira (Pacific saury)
Lineage: Eukaryota; Metazoa; Chordata; Actinopteri; Beloniformes; Belonidae
Gene: sclt1
Product: sodium channel and clathrin linker 1
Exons: 21
Coding region: 272-2326 (684 amino acids)
Biological process (GO): clustering of voltage-gated sodium channels; cilium assembly
Cellular component (GO): centriole
Source: RefSeq, a predicted model, not a curated record
UGUUUGAAAACCGGUGGCGGAAUCAAAGCUGACGGAUAAAAAAAACCCGGAACAAUCUGUUUAUAUUCAAAGAAACGUGCGUAGUGAUUCUCUUUUACAUUUAUUAGGGGCCAACCUCCCCUUCGAAUCUCAUGGUGAAUCAUUAAACACUCAAAAUGAAUUCUUCUCCGACCAAGCCGAGCUGUGAUUGCUGCGGCUAGCUGCUAGCCGUUUCCAUAGCAACGCUGUAAAAGAGUUGGAGGUUCCUCCUGUCCAGAAACUGUCCAGAAACAUGGAAACAGAGGUGGAGUUUCUGCGUGAUCAAGUCCGUAGGUUAAAUUCUGCUCUGAGCCAGUACCAGCAUGAGCAAGGCGCCCAAGCCCCUCCAUCUCAGGUGGAGGACGGACAGCGGACGGAGUCUCCUGCUCCUUGGCUAUCAGACAGAGGUAUAAUGGCUCCUCUCAUAGCGGAGUAUGAUCGGCACAUGGAUGACAUGACGCAACAGCUCCAGAAGUAUCAGGAGCUGAUGAGUGACGUCAAACUGAAGCUGGACAGGGUUGUGAAGGAAAACGAAAGGUUGCACGCAGAGCUGAGGGAGUCUGUUGAGAAGCAGAUCCAAGCUUCGGCCGCGGCACCGGGACCGGAGGGCAGCACAAUGGAGGAGGACGCCAUCAUCAGAAACCUCCAAGAACAGAUCCAGCUCUCAGAACAGGAGCGGGCGAGCGCCAUGGAGCUGUGGCGGACGACGGCCCACGAGCUGGACCGCCUGCAGCAACUCCAGCAGAGGACCGCGGCCGACUGGCAGCAGCGCGACGCUCAGAAGCAGCAGCUCAAGGAUCAGCUCGCUCACUUCCAGCAGCACUCGGCCAAACUCCAAGUGGCCAAUCAGAGACUGGAAUCAACCAACCAGCAGUUCCUGAAGACGGUGACGGAGCAGAGCGCAGAGAUGGAGGAGCUGCACUCUCAGCUCAGCCAGACCAAGGCUGAACUGAGGACGGCCACGGCCAAGGUGGACGAGAUGACCAGACUGCUGCAGAACGUCCAGGAGCAGAUGCAGAGGCGGGAGGCAGAUGUGACGGAGGCGCAGGGCAGAGAGGACGCCUCAGACCGACGACUCCAGCAGCUGCAGAGCUCGUUGAGCCAACUGGAGACCAGGUUGAAAACUGCCUCUCAGGAGGCGGAGGCCGUCCGCAGAGAGCAGACUGUGUGGGAGAGGAAGGUGGGGGAGCUCCAGGCUCGCUGCACCACCCUGGAAGAGGAAAAGUACGAGGCUCUGUCCAAAGUCAGGGAAAGUCUCCAAGUAUCUGAGGAGGCUGCUCUGCAAAAGGACGAGGCUCUGCUGAGGGAAAAACAGAAGGCAGAGGAGCUGGAAACGAGCAAGAAGGCCAUCAAACACCUGAUCCAGGAGGCGGGCGUCCGGACCAGGAAGGAGGUGGCGAAUGUGCGCAAGCAGUGCAACGUCCAGAUCCAGCGUCUGGCCGAGGAGCUGUCGGCCCUGCAGCUGGAGUGCGCGGACAGAGAGUCCCAACUGGAGCGGUCCCUCCGUGAGAGAAGAGCCGUGGAGGAGGAGCUGGAGAAGGUGUACAAGGAGGGCAGGGCAGACCCGGAGGUCAGGAAGAUCGAUGCCCUUCAUCAGAGGUGUCUGGAUGCAGAGAGGUUAAAGGACGACGUCAGCCUCACGCUGCUGAGCACCCAGAACAAGCUGAAGAAGCUGGACCUGGACUACAGCGAGGAGCUGUCCCGGAGUCAGGAGGAGGUGCGGCGGCUGCAGGGCGCUCUGGCUGCGACGCGGGACGACUGCAUCGGCGUCAGCGAGGAGCGGCUGCAGCUGCAGCAGGAGAACCUGCAGCUGCGCAGGGAGGCGGAAGAGCUGCGCAAAGCCGCCACGCUGGCCCAGAAGAAAGCCAGGCAGAAGGUGGAGCAGGCGGAGCAGGAGUUCAGCCUGAAGGAGCGGGGGCUGGACGCCCGGGUCAGGGAGCUGGAAGAAAGCAGCAGAAGCCGCAGCGCCGACCUGACGCGACUCCUGGCGGCGCAGCAGAAGAGCACGCAGCGCUGGAAGGACGAGGCCAAGAACCUGGCGCAAGUCUUGGAGAACAAAGUGACGGGCCUCAAAGCCGAACUGGGUCGACAUAAGAAGCGUUCCCAGGAACUGGAGCUGCAGCUGGAAACGGACCACCAGGCCAUCAGCGAGUACGAGAGGCAGCUGGCGGAGCAUCAAGAGAAGACGAGUCGUCUCCAGAGACGCCUGACGCUCGCUGAACAGAGGGCCGCCGCCGCGUCGCAGCAGCUCGCUGUGGCCACGUCACGACGCAGGAAAACAUCCGCGGUGGAUCCAGAGACCGCCUGAUCAAGAGACGCAUCCACGUGUCCGGAAGCCGCUGCUCAGGCGACAUCUUUCCUCCUCCAGAGGAUAAAAAAACUUUAAAAACUUUGCACAAACCUAAACAUUUACACAAGGGAGUCAUGUCCGGUGUGUAUUUGUGAAAUAAACUUUGUAACCUUGUUUGUAAAAAAAGUCACAAAUAUAUUUAAAAAAAACCUCAGCAGCUCUGUGGUUGGUCGUCUCCAUGACAACAGAAUUUCACAGUUUACCCAGUGAGCAAAAAAAAAGAGUUAAAUUCGUACAGCAGGAUACAGCUGUUCAGUCUGUGAACUGAGGAAAAGGUAAAAGCUUAUUUAUCGUCAUUAUUACAACAAUCCAGAGCGGACUGGUGGAACAGGAGCAGCUGGAGGUGAUUCUGACCCGUCUGAAACAUCUCGGACCCAGAACCAGAGGCUGCUUUCACAUGUUUAGAUGUAACAAUGCAGGCUUGACAUGGGUGCUGUUGAGGUUUUAGUGGAAAUAAACUGAAAGGGAGGAUCUCAGCGCUGCUGUCUCUGCCAGGACAAACGGAGGAUGAGGGGAAAGAAGCUUCUUUCUGAAGGGAUAAACGGUUCAACAGCACCAUCUAGUGGCCAGAUAGUGAAAGACAUGUUGACCAUCCGCCCCCGCGUGCAGUUCUCCUGUUGCUCCACCAGAGGGCAGUCCUGCUCCUCCUAGCCGAUGGAAACAAGAAACCAGCCUACAGUCCAACAAUGUCUGUUUUGUAACGGUUUUAUCCACUUAUGUAAACUAUUAUCGAGAAUUCAAAAAG